AUGCAAGUGGAGUCCUCACAAAGCUCCAGCACGUACCCAAACUUCCCGUCACUUUCAGAAGGCGCUUACGAGAAAGAGGGCAAGGGAAAGAGGGACACCUCAAGAGUUAGGUCCUUGCGUUGCCCAGUCAAGGAGGAGGGCACAGGUGCUAAAGAUGGAGGCGCCCUUCCAUCUCUGCCACCGGGGUUCAACCGCACGGUACCCAAGGCGCUGAAAGAAGAGGCACAGGGCACCUACCCAAAGACCCUGGCCGUCUCCUCCGAAUGCUCUGCCUUCUCCGGGAAUGUCGAGGACCACGGAGAGGGUCCCCGGAAGCCAGGCUUGGAAGGUGUGGCAGCAUCCUCCAGUGCCCCUAACCUGAAGCUGCGUUAUUCACUCCGUCUGGCAAACAGAAAAAGGAAGCUGCAGGUACCAGAGUCCGAGAAAGGGCUGCGAGAACUUCAGCCUUCCGUCAACUCAAAGGCUAUUAACCCCACCACUGCUAUUAGAAAGGACGUCAGCAAGGAAAUGGGACAACCGACAAGCAUGGCUUUUCCACAGGAGCCUUGUCCCAUUGAAGGAGGAAUGAUGGUCUGGUUCAAAUUUCAGAAUCACCCAUUUUGGCCAGCGGUGGUAAAGAGUGUCAGCCAAACAGAGCAGACGGCAAGGGUGCUUUUGAUUGAGGCAAACAUGGACGGUGAAAUGAGUGGCAUUCGAGUUCCUCUUCGAAGAUUAAAGCAUCUGGACUGUAAAGAGAAAGAAAAACUGAUGAAGAGAGCCGGGAAAGUGUACGAGCAAAGUGUGAACUGGUGUUUCUCCCUGAUUUCCCACUACAGAGAAGGGCUGAGUCACGGGUCUUUUGGAGGCUCUUUCCUGGACUAUUACGCUGCCGACAUCAGUUACCCAAUUAGGAAAGCCAUCCAAGACGCGGAUGUGGAGAUUGAUUUCCCAAAGGUGAAUUAUGCCGACCUGGAAGAUUCUGAAGAGGAGGCCUCCCUGGGCGGGAAGAGGCCCUGCAAGAAAAUUCUCCCUGACCGGAUGAGGGCUGCUCGGGACCGAGCCAACCAGAAGCUCGUGGACUUCAUCGUGAAAAAAAAGGGAGCUGAUCACCAUCUUCUGGACAUUGUCAAAGGCAGGAAAGAGUCCAGGUGGCUGGCAUCAUUUCUGAAUUCAAGCAGGUACGUCAUCUGCAUUGAAACGUACCUGGAGGAGGAAGACCAGUUGGAUGUCGUGGUAAGACAUUUGCAAGAAAUCUACAAACAGAUAGACAAGAAAACGCUGACUCUGACAAGGGACGACAAAGUGAGUUUUGUUCUGGAAGUUCUUCUGCCAGAAGCAAUCAUUUGUUCAAUUGCUGCACUCGAUGGAUUAGGUUACAAGGAGGCAGAACAAAAGUACCUACAGGGGCCACCCGUGCGUUACCGGGAAAAAGAGCUAUUUGAUAAAAAUAUCCUAAAGGAAAUGAGAAAGAGAUCAGCAACAAGGGCCAAAGCCAAAUAACUCCUCCUGUGCCCGCACUUUAGCAGGGAGACCCCUCACCGCCCUGUCUGUAUGAAAUGUGUGAUCCUUCCCUUCUCUAUGGCACGUAAAUAUGUUCUGUAAAUUUGAGACCCCGGGAACACGCUGGAUUCAUUUUUGGAGCGAUCUCUAGCACUUACGGGUAGCACGGCCAUCAUCACUGCUGGUUCCCAAAUG
Callorhinus ursinus (northern fur seal) is the source of this 1674-nucleotide messenger RNA. RefSeq names its product PWWP domain containing 4 (gene PWWP4). Lineage: Eukaryota; Metazoa; Chordata; Mammalia; Carnivora; Otariidae. The record is from RefSeq and is a predicted model, not a curated record.